AUGUAUGGAGCAGCUUUCAUGUUGGUGCUUAUAAUCUCCUUAUUGAGCAUUAUUAGUCAUGUUGCGGCAAUUGAGGAUUUUAAUUCAACCGGUGAUCCAGUUUACGUGCCAAUAUCCAACAAGAAUGGUGAUACGGUAUACAUUACGGAGGAACUGAUGAGAAAACUUGAUGAAGAAUGGGAAACAUGGCAUUGGACACCCUGGUUAAGAACAAGGACCGAGGUACUUGAGAAUGUAGUUAGGGAGGUGGAUUGCAUUGUAAGUGAUUCAGUAGACAGUUUCCCAGAUGAUAUAUUUACGGAUGAUCAACUUCGGAGAGGAGCGUUCCUUUUAUACGUACUAUUUGGAAUUUAUGCCUUUACCCUUUUAACGAUUGUUUGCAACGAUUACUUUAUCCCGUGUGUGGAAUUUAUAUGUGAGGAUUUAAAGAUACCGCAGAAUGUUGCGGCAGCUACGUUUAUGUCUGUGGCGACGUCAUGUCCUGAGUUUUUUGUCAACGUAAUUUCAACUUUCCUGACGGAGUCUGAUAUGGGCGUCGGUACGAUUCUUGGUUCAGCCAUUUUCAACGCACUUGGCGUGGCCGCCAUAGGAGGUCUCGCUGCUAUAACUCCAAUUUCAAUAGACCGUCGUCCAGUAACGAGAGAUGUACUCAUAUAUAUGUUCAACGUAAUAGCCUUGGUAAUAAUCGUGUGGGAUGGUCGAGUUGAGUGGUACGAAGCAUUGGUGCUGGGCAUCUUGUAUAUCACCUACUUCGUCAUUAUGUUUAACAGUGUCAGAAUAUUCGCACUGUAUGAUAGGAUCAUUGAAAAGGUGCAAAAAAAUAAUGUUGAAUAUAUUGUUACGAAUGAUAACAAGCGUAUAGAAGAAGGUAUUGAUAACAAAGCGUUCAAUAACACUGAUAUGACAAUUAACAACAUUCAAAAUACGGAAAAACAACCUGUCGUUGAAAAAGCCGAAGAAUUGGAGAAACCUAUGAAAAGUAUAUGGCGCUUUCCAAAAGAAAAUUCUUUAACUUAUAGAAUUUGGUGGGUGUAUACUUGGCCACUCAAGUUUAUCCUUGGUUUAACUAUUCCUUUGCCUGCGACUUGCAGAAGGUUCUAUCCAUUGUCUUUUAUUAUGUGUAUCAUUUGGAUUGGUGUCAACUCGUACUUUGUUUCAUGGAGUAUGACUGUAAUCGGAUACACAUUCCUUAUUCCGGACUCCGUGAUGGGAAUGACCUUUUUAGCGUUCGGUGGCUGCCUGCCUGAAGCCUGCUCCAUAUUCAUAAUGUCUAGACGAGGGGAAGGAGGAAUAGGAGUUUCGAAUGCAUUAGGUGCAAAUUCGUUAGCCAUAUUGUUUGCUCUUGGACUUCCCUGGCUCAUCAGAACAUUAACUCUCGUGGUGCAAGGUGCAGAUAGUACAGUUGUCUACAUAAAUUCCGCCGGUAUCGGUUACGUGGUGGGCUCUUUACUCGUGGCCGUUGUCAGCUUGUACAUUACACUCUACAUCGGAAAGUUUCAACUGAGGAAAAGACUUGGAUUGGUGCUGAUAGUGCUCUAUGCAAUAUUUAUCACUUUUGCAGUUCUUGUUGAGAUGGGCAUCAUUAUUGAUAAAGGCAUUGAUUUCUGUUGA
Molecule: messenger RNA, 1611 nt
Organism: Parnassius mnemosyne (clouded apollo)
Lineage: Eukaryota; Metazoa; Arthropoda; Insecta; Lepidoptera; Papilionidae
Source: the annotation of a GenBank genome assembly